Molecule: messenger RNA, 738 nt
Organism: Caenorhabditis briggsae
Lineage: Eukaryota; Metazoa; Nematoda; Chromadorea; Rhabditida; Rhabditidae
Exons: 4
Coding region: 1-738 (245 amino acids)
Biological process (GO): negative regulation of protein tyrosine kinase activity; intracellular signal transduction
Cellular component (GO): cytoplasm
Molecular function (GO): protein kinase inhibitor activity
Source: RefSeq, a predicted model, not a curated record
AUGACGGAAGGAGGAGACGAUCAGCUCGUAUCGAUUAGAAAACAGCUCGAAAAUUUGAACGACGCCACAGAUGACAUUAAUAGCUAUGAGAUGAAGUUGGAGAGUGUGAAACGGCAGUUUUGCGAAACGCAGCUAAUGUUCAACAAAGAAAUCUCGGGAAUCGCCAAAAAGCUCGCCAAACAAAUCUCCAAGUCCCGCCCAUUUUUCGAGCUCAAAUCUCGCGAAACCGAAAUUCGAAAGUUCGUUCAACAAGCGGCCGCCGAAUUCGAACGACAGAAGACGGCAGUGGAGAUGGCGAGAGAACAAGUGCAACUGCUUCAUCAAUCACUGAAUAAUAACCUGGAAUCGGAUGCCGAGAAGCAUUAUGUCGAUGUAAUUGAGCAGCAGUUGGAUUUGGUACGCGAGGCCGAGGACGAGUGUUUGAAGGCUGAGAAAAUGCACGCGGCCAGGGUUAGAGACCUGUUGCAGCUGGAGAUGGCGAUGAAGAAGUUGUCGCAAGAGCAUGGAUCCUCUAUCAAAAAAGCGCGACCGUACUACGAGCGAAAAGAGGUGCUCACUCGAACGAUGAACUCUCAGCUGGAGCUCAUGUCGAUUCUGGAAAGUGAGGUCCAAGAGCGAAAAGACAGAUACAGCGACUCGAUGAGAGUAUUGGAACAAAUCAGCGAUCAAAUCCAUCAGGAGCGUUCCUCGCAGAGCUCCCUGGCCCAGUCAAGCGACGCCGAUUCGGAUAGCUCAUAA